Molecule: messenger RNA, 2889 nt
Organism: Talpa occidentalis (Iberian mole)
Lineage: Eukaryota; Metazoa; Chordata; Mammalia; Eulipotyphla; Talpidae
Gene: KCNH1
Product: potassium voltage-gated channel subfamily H member 1
Exons: 11
Coding region: 1-2889 (962 amino acids)
Biological process (GO): potassium ion transmembrane transport; regulation of membrane potential
Cellular component (GO): membrane
Molecular function (GO): delayed rectifier potassium channel activity
Source: RefSeq, a predicted model, not a curated record
AUGGCCAUGGCCGGGGGCCGGCGGGGACUGGUGGCCCCGCAGAACACGUUUCUGGAGAACAUCGUCCGGCGGUCCAACGACACCAAUUUCGUGUUGGGGAAUGCCCAGAUCGUGGACUGGCCAAUCGUGUACAGCAAUGACGGGUUUUGCAAGCUGUCUGGCUACCACCGGGCGGAGGUGAUGCAGAAAAGCAGCACCUGCAGCUUCAUGUACGGGGAACUGACUGACAAAGAUACCAUCGAGAAGGUGCGGCAGACGUUUGAGAACUACGAGAUGAAUUCCUUUGAGAUUCUGAUGUACAAGAAGAACAGGACACCUGUGUGGUUCUUUGUGAAAAUUGCUCCCAUACGAAAUGAACAGGACAAAGUGGUUUUAUUUCUUUGCACCUUCAGCGACAUCACGGCUUUCAAACAGCCGAUCGAGGAUGACUCAUGUAAAGGCUGGGGCAAGUUUGCGCGGCUGACCAGAGCGCUGACCAGCAGCCGGGGCGUCCUGCAGCAACUGGCGCCCAGUGUGCAGAAGGGCGAGAAUGUCCACAAGCACUCCCGCCUGGCCGAGGUCCUGCAGCUCGGCUCGGACAUCCUGCCCCAGUACAAGCAAGAGGCGCCCAAGACGCCACCACACAUCAUCCUGCACUACUGCGUGUUCAAGACCACAUGGGACUGGAUCAUCCUGAUCUUGACCUUCUACACGGCCAUCCUUGUCCCCUACAACGUGUCCUUCAAGACCAGGCAGAACAAUGUGGCCUGGCUGGUGGUAGACAGCAUCGUGGACGUCAUCUUCUUGGUGGACAUUGUGCUCAAUUUCCACACCACUUUUGUGGGGCCGGCGGGAGAGGUGAUUUCCGACCCCAAGCUCAUCCGCAUGAACUACCUGAAGACCUGGUUUGUGAUUGACCUUCUGUCCUGUUUGCCCUAUGACGUCAUCAACGCCUUUGAGAACGUGGAUGAGGGCAUCAGCAGCCUGUUCAGCUCCCUGAAGGUGGUCCGGCUACUGCGUCUGGGGCGCGUGGCCCGGAAGCUGGACCACUACAUCGAAUAUGGGGCGGCCGUGCUAGUGCUGCUGGUGUGCGUGUUCGGACUGGCUGCGCACUGGAUGGCCUGCAUCUGGUAUAGCAUUGGAGACUAUGAGAUCUUUGAUGAGGACACCAAGACCAUCCGCAACAACAGCUGGCUCUACCAGCUGGCCAUGGACAUCGGCACACCCUACCAGUUCAACGGCUCGGGCUCGGGCAAGUGGGAGGGCGGGCCCAGCAAGAACUCCGUCUACAUCUCCUCCCUCUACUUCACCAUGACCAGCCUCACCAGCGUGGGCUUUGGGAACAUUGCCCCUUCCACAGACAUCGAGAAGAUCUUCGCCGUGGCCAUCAUGAUGAUUGGCUCUCUGCUCUACGCCACCAUCUUUGGGAAUGUGACGACCAUCUUCCAGCAGAUGUACGCUAACACCAACCGCUACCAUGAGAUGCUCAACAGCGUCCGGGAUUUCCUGAAGCUCUACCAGGUGCCCAAGGGACUGAGCGAGCGUGUCAUGGACUACAUUGUGUCCACCUGGUCCAUGUCCAGGGGCAUCGACACAGAGAAGGUCCUGCAGAUCUGCCCCAAGGACAUGCGGGCUGACAUCUGCGUGCACCUCAACCGCAAGGUCUUCAAGGAGCACCCUGCCUUCCGGCUGGCCAGCGACGGUUGCCUGCGUGCCCUGGCCAUGGAGUUCCAGACGGUACACUGUGCCCCAGGUGACCUCAUCUACCACGCAGGGGAGAGCGUGGACAGCCUCUGCUUCGUGGUCUCUGGCUCCCUAGAAGUGAUCCAGGACGAUGAGGUGGUGGCCAUACUGGGGAAAGGGGACGUGUUUGGGGACGUGUUCUGGAAGGAGGCCACCCUGGCCCAGUCCUGUGCCAACGUCAGGGCCUUGACCUACUGUGACCUGCAUGUCAUCAAGCGGGAUGCCCUGCAGAAAGUGCUGGAAUUCUACACAGCCUUCUCCCACUCCUUCUCCCGGAACCUCAUUCUGACCUACAACCUACGCAAGAGGAUCGUAUUCCGGAAGAUCAGUGACGUGAAGCGCGAGGAAGAGGAGCGCAUGAAGCGCAAGAACGAGGCCCCCCUCAUCCUGCCCCCCGACCACCCCGUCCGCCGCCUCUUCCAACGUUUCCGGCAGCAGAAGGAGGCCCGGCUCGCUGCUGAGAGGGGGGGCCAUGACCCGGACGCCCUGGACGUGGAGAAGGGCGGUGCUGGCCCUGAACACCCAGCAUCCGGCCACGGCCCAUUCAAGGCCAGCGUGGUCACCGUGCGGGAAAGCCCUGCCACACCUGUGGCCUUCCCGGGGGCAGCGGCUGCCGCAGGGGUGGCGGACCAGGCACGUCUGCAGGCACCUGGCGGCGAAGGUGUGGGCCCCAGGGCAGGGGGUGAUGGCAGCAGGCGCCGGGGCUGGGCCCGCUUUCGGGAUGCCUGCGGGAAGGCAGAGGACUGGAAUAAGGUCUCCAAGGCUGAGUCCAUGGAGACGUUGCCCGAGAGGACCAAGGCAGCCGGUGAGGCCACGCUCAAGAAGACCGACUCAUGCGACAGUGGCAUCACCAAGAGCGACCUGCGGCUGGACAAUGUGGGUGAGGCCCGCAGCCCACAGGACCGCAGCCCGGUGCUGGCCGAGGCCAGGCGCCCCUUCUGCCCCAUCCCCGAGCAGGCACUGCAGGCCGCCGUGCUGGAGGUGCGACACGAGCUCAAGGAGGACAUGAAGGCCCUGGGCACCCGCAUGGCCCACAUUGAACGGCAGCUGGCCGAGGUGCUGCGGCUGCUCUCUGCCCGGCGGCCCGCCCAGUCGCCCCAGGAGCUAUAUGAGCUCUCGGGGCCCCAGUCCCCUGAGUCUGAGAGGGACCUUUUCGGAGCAGGCUGA